AUGGAUCAAAUGAUUAUUGAGCGUGAUGUCUCGAUUCCCACAUCAGAUGGAAUCACCUUGAGAGCGGAUGUAUUCCGUCCUAAAGGUGGCAACCCGGCUCCGGUCAUCAUGACUCUAGGCCCGUAUGGCAAAGGUGUUCACUACAAAGAUGGAUACAGACCCCAGUGGGAGUGGCUUAUUAAAACCCACCCAGACAUCCUACCCGGCUCAACUCGGUCAUUCAUGACCUGGGAAACAGUCGACCCAGAGACAUGGGUGCCCUGGGGAUACGUGUGUAUAAGAGUCGAUAGCCGAGGAGCAGGCCGCUCGCCUGGUUACUUGGACAUCUUCUCUCCACGCGAAACAAGAGACUAUUACGAAGCCAUUGAAUGGGCCGGUGUCCAACCAUGGAGUAAUGGUAAGGUUGGUCUGAAUGGUAUAUCGUAUUAUGCAAUCAAUCAGUGGCUAGUGGCUGCCCUUCAACCACCCCAUCUGACUGCCAUGAUACCUUGGGAAGGAGUUGCAGACGCUUACCGCGAUUGGUGUCGUCAUGGUGGUAUCCUGUCGAAUACAUUCACCGAUAUGUGGUAUCAUAGGCAGGUGGUCAGCAUUCAACACGGAAACCCCGAUGCUAUCGUUGACUCCUGGCUCAAUGAUCGAGCUAGUGGCCCACCGUCCAGUUUGCUUGAUGAAAAACAGCUUGAGAAGAACCGCUCGAACCCUGUUGCGGAUGCACUCCGUCGCCCUCUAGACGGUGAUUUUUAUCGUCAAAAAUCGGCGGACUUUUCUAAAAUCACUGUACCAUUCUUGAGUGCUGCCAACUGGGCUGGAUUUGGUCUGCAUGAACGAGGAAAUUUUGAAGCAUUCACACAAUCUGCAUCGAAGCAGAAAUGGUUGGAAUGUCAUCCAGGACGUCAUGAGGAAUGGUUCUAUCUAAAAGAAGGCAUAGAAAUUCAAAAACGCUUCUUGGAUCAUUUCCUCAAGGGCGUUGAUAUUGGAUGGGAUAAGCAGCCUCCUGUAUUGCUCCGGCUGCGACGUCCAUUCAGCGAGGAAUUUGAAGUGCGACACGAGCUGACAUGGCCUUUGCAAGACACGAAGUGGACUCCCAUCUACUUUUCCGCCUCGGAAAAACUUCUUUCAUUUUCGACACCUGAAAAGGAGAGUUCGGUGUCUUUUUCUGCACUUCAGGAUCCUGUCAAUUUUGUAUCCUUGCCUCUGGAACAUGCUACAGAACUUACAGGUCCGCUGGCUGCAAAGAUUUUUGCAUCUAGUUCGACUACGGAUCUGGAUCUAUUCGUCACUUUACAAGCUUUCUCACCCGAUGGCCGAGAAGUCGAAUUCCAAGGCACUGUCGAUCCUCACACACCCUUAGCGCAAGGCUGGCUUCGAGCCUCGCAUCGCAAGCUUGACCCAGUGAGGACUUUACCUUAUCGACCCUAUCACAGUCAUGAUGAAAUACAACCACUCGAACCCAAUCGAAUUUAUGAGCUCGAUGUCGAAAUAUGGCCCACAAACAUCUUGCUGCCGGCCGGAUACCGUCUUGCAAUUCAGGUGAGUGGAAAAGACUUUGAACGCACGGAUCCGACGAAGGAUGGUAAUGAGGCAUGGGCUGGUCGUGGUUCUGGGCCGUGGUUGCACACACAUCCUGAGGAUCGACCUCAUGAGAUAUUUGGAGGUAUAACUACUAUCUAUGGAGGAGGAUCCAGGGCAUCUUAUCUACUUCUGCCUAUCAUUGAGUCAAGGUGA
This is a messenger RNA of Talaromyces amestolkiae, 1725 nucleotides long. RefSeq lists its product as uncharacterized. Gene Ontology annotation, molecular function: dipeptidyl-peptidase activity. The record is from RefSeq and is a predicted model, not a curated record. The transcript has a single exon. Bases 1 to 1725 code for a protein of 574 amino acids. NCBI's taxonomy places the organism in Eukaryota, Fungi, Ascomycota, Eurotiomycetes, Eurotiales, Trichocomaceae.